Schistocerca serialis cubense is the source of this 6268-nucleotide messenger RNA. Its product is annotated as damage-control phosphatase ARMT1-like. NCBI's taxonomy places the organism in Eukaryota, Metazoa, Arthropoda, Insecta, Orthoptera, Acrididae. Bases 314 to 1693 code for a protein of 459 amino acids. Gene Ontology annotation, cellular component: nucleus; cytoplasm. The record is from RefSeq and is a predicted model, not a curated record. The transcript has 6 exons. Gene Ontology annotation, molecular function: phosphatase activity. Gene Ontology annotation, biological process: DNA damage response.
CUAAAAAAAAUACGCUGCUAAAGUUGCGUCAUGUUUGUUUACAAUUGUGUCGUCUGCAAGUGUGAAACUCUAUGUUGUUUUCCCUCUUGAGUUCAUUAGUAUUGUUGGCACGUGUUAUUUGAGUUUCGUAUUUGUAUGCCAAACAGAGUGGGCAUUAUAAUUAGACUUGCGCUUCGGAAGCGAAGCUGCAGAUGUAAGGUAUCAUUAAUUUCGUUUUUUUCUAGACGCGUGUGAUUUGAUAACAAGAACGUUACAUAAAGAUCGAAAUGCGUGCAUAUGCAAAGACUUUUCUCAGGUUUAGGUCGCUGGACUGAUGCAGUUGUUCGAGUGGCUUUUUAACUUUUUGCAUAUUUGUAUUUUAUUUGCAAUGCGUUCGAAUGAAGAUUGCAUUGAUGUGGAAACUCCACCAGGUGUGCCACUCAGCGCUCAGUAUAUGAGGAGUUUUGCGUAUGCAACAGUGAAGGAUCGGCUACCCAUUAUAUUGACCCAGGUCAUUGAUCAUUUAGUGCGUGACAAGGAAGAAAUCAUUAAAGAACAUGGAGAGGUAGCAAGAGAAGAGCUAAAAACCGUCAUUGGUGCAUUUUCACAGUUGAAGAAUGAAAUUCAGACAAACAAACCACUGACACCACUUAAAUCAAAUAGCUCUGACAUUGAAAUCUGGAAUUCAGUCCUGGAAGAAGAAACAAAAACUAACAAACACAAGUGGUUCAAUAGUGACUGGCUAUUUUCAGAAUGCUAUAUGUACAGGAAAGUGAGAGAAAUAUUUGAAGUAAGUCAGUCUCUUACUGCCUUUGAUCCUUUUCGUAAAUCGAAGGAAUCUGGACUCCAUAAUUCAAUCCAUUCAGUUGUGAUUUUAUCAGAUCAUAUGAAAAAACAGUUGGGAGAAGUUGACCAGCUGAAGAGGAAUGACAUAAGACAAGCAUUGCAGCGAAUUGUUUAUCUGAACCUCUGGGGUAACCGCUUCGACCUAUCUCUGUCAAAAGGUGUUCAAAUUCUCAUAACAGAAAAUCCUCUUACAUAUGCUGAAAACUUCAAAGAUGAUAUCUUAGUAGAUGAUUCUGAUAAAAUAUGGGAAGUUUUAUCUGAAGCUGAUGAUCAGAAUAAACUUGUAGACAUUGUACUGGAUAAUGCAGCUUAUGAGCUGUUCACAGAUUUCUGCCUUGCAGAUUACCUGAUCACUGCAUCACUCGCUAGCAAAAUACGCUUUUAUGUGAAGGCUAUGCCAUGGUAUGUUUCAGAUACAGUGGUGAAUGACUUUCACUGGGUUAUAAAAACCUUGAUCCUUCAUGAUUCAAAAAAUGUAUCUGAUUUAGCAUCAAGAUGGAAGAAAUAUUUGGAUAGUGGGAAGUGGGUAAUAGAAGUUAAAGAUUUCUGGACUUUGCCCUAUAGUUACAAUAAGAUGCAAGAAAUACGACCAGAACUGUAUGCACAACUAUCACAAGCUCAGCUAGUUAUUUUUAAAGGAGAUCUUAACUACCGUAAACUUGUUGGAGAUAUUAACUGGCCUCCAACAGAGACAUUUUGCAAUGCACUUCAAGGCUUCAAUCCUACAAAUGUUAUAACAUUACGCACUAUAAAAGCAGAUACAAUAUGUGGUUUGAAACCUGGACAGGCAGAAGACACAGCAGCAAAAAAUGGUGAUUGGCUGAUAACAGGAAAGUAUGCAGUUAUUCAGUUCUGUGGUAAAUCUUGAACUCUAAUCUGUUUUAUUACUUGCUAACUAUGGUCUUGUCUGUGAUAUGGCUCUGAGAAUUUUUAUAUUCUGUAAGAGCUUUAUCUUUUUGGGUACUGGCUGAAUUUAUUUAGUAUAGUGUUCUUGAAUAAAGUAUAUUGAUUCAUGUGAGAGUGAAUACUUUCUUCUGUUAAUAUAAGAAUCCUAUUAUAGCGAAUAUACAGUCAGCAAAUGUAGGGGCAUGUCUAACUUACAUCAGGUGUUACAUAAUUAUGAAUUCCACAUUAUGACCAAUAUUAAAAAUUACAGGACCUAGAGAAAGAAAGAAAUUAAAUGUUGUAAGUUAAUUUACAUAAUCCUUUUUAUCACCUUGUGCUGUUUCCUUUUAUACAGAUUUUAUUUUUCUUCAGCACUUUAAGGUGUCAUAUCUUGUUCUGUUAAUAUGACACCCUUUUAACAUAGAUGAUUUUAUAAGGUAUGCAAGUUAUCCCUUAAAUAAGUUGUUGGGCUGUAAAUAUAUCUGGAAAUUCCACAGUUCCUCUGUAUAAUCUUUUCAGCUUCAGUUACACUGCUUGGUUUUACUAGGUCACUAUGUUUAGCACUAUUAAAGUAAGAUUUCAGUUUGAAUGCUAGUAAUGCCUCCUAUGCUGUUGGGAGUAUCUGUGCACUGCAGAUAAACCAUCCCCCCUUUUUCUUCCCAACUGCUGUUUGCUUGUCCUCAUUUUUAAAGAUUUUAACUGAACAUUGAGUCACUUCUGAAGCAUACAAGAGACACUUAAAACAUUCAUAAAUUACAAACGUAAUUGAAAACUCUCUCUCUUAUUGCAUUCCUCUUAACCCCAGGGAAAAAUACCCUCUCAGAGUUAAAACCUUCUAUUAUCAUUACGUGCACUAGUUACUUCCAUCAGUUUUGUAGCAGUUGAUUACUGACUGCCUCUUGUGUUAUCUACAUGUGUGAACAAAUUAUUAUAUUGCUGUUACACCAUAAUGUUUAGUCUUAAUUUUAUUAAUUAAAGUUAUUUUUGUGGGGAAAAGAUUGAUUAGGGAAGAGAGUAGUCUAGACAGUUUUAAACCACCAUUGUGUGUCUGAUUUUCUUAAACUCAUGGGGUGUAUUUGAUAUUUUUCUUCAACACUGCAUUGAGGGUGGCAUGAGGCAGAUUUGCUAUUGAAUAAUCUGUCAAAGAAAGAUUUUAAGCAUAAUGUGGUGCACUUUUCCCUAGAUGGUAUCUGUGCACCAGUUUCAUCCCUAUUGGUUUACAAAAUAACACAAUGGUUUCAAAAAAUUUGAAACACAGUAAUUUUUUCAAAGUAAAUAUUCACUUGAGUCUCCCUUGCACCGCUUCCAUCAUCUUUGUCUCUGUAAAUCCUCACAACAGAUUCAUCCCUCCCAUCCUGGGCUCUUCCGUUACAUUCCCCAACCUAUCCGACAUUCCUCCCCAAGAAAGUAAUAGUUCUGAAAGCUAGGAUAGUUUAAAUGUGUGCCAGUAUAGCAGUACUAAAAAUUUUGCCUUCCAAAUGUAAGUAUUGACCGGAGUUAGAUGUAAGAAUGUAAGCUCUAUUUAAGCAUAUGUUCUGGUGAGCACUACUAAUUUCAGCUUUGUAAGUCAUUAUCAAAUGCAUCCAAAUGGUAGACUUCACCAAUAGUAUUGAACAGAAUACAGGAAUUACCAACUCCCAGCCAUGCAUGCCGUAGUGGGGAAGCCAAUUCUUUGUAUGCACUUAAUAUUGGUUUACAGAGGUGAAACCAUUUAUGUUUCAUAAAAGAAAUUUUGCAACUGGACCUUACAUUCUUACUUGUUUAAGUUCACUGCAGAAAUAGAAAAUUAUUUAAAGAUAUGUGUUUCAGUAAACAAGUGCUAUACUAGGAACACAUAGGUUUUGGGUUCAGUCAGCCUGAGGGUUUUUUCUGUCUGUUACUUUUUCUUUUAUCUGUGGCAAUUACUUGUGAAUUGCGUUGUCAAACAGCAUUGUUAAACUAUAUUCCCAUCUGUAGCUGGCUGAUAAGUCUGUUCAGAUGGCAGAGGAAGGCAUGGGCAUGCCAUCACCAAUAGGGCCAUGCCAAAUAAAGCACCAUACCACAUAAAGCAUUGUGGUGUUCAGAGCAACUUUCAAAAUUUACAGUUAUCAGCAGUUUAAACUGUUCUUAGUCUUCAUGUACCAUAGUUAUGGACAUAAUAUUAUCAUGUAUUUGUCUCAGGAAGAUAGAAAGCAAAUGGCAGAACAGCAUUGAAGUAAUAUGUGGAGUGUUUCAUGGAUUAUUUCCUUUCACCUUAGUUUCUCUCUCUCUCUCUCUCUCUCUCUCUCUCUCUCUCUCUCUCUCUCUCUUUUGUACAGAAGUGUGAAAUGCUUAGAGUCCAAAGUUAAGUAUCUUUUGCCCACAUGAAGAUAAUGCAGUAGUUUUCACAAGUUGUGUUUUAUAGCUGUAUAUACAUAGUAAACAAAGAAAUUUUUUUAGUAGGUUCACCAGUUGGGGAAAAAAGUAAUUAACAAAAUUGAUUUCCUUACGAAAGUUAAGUUGUUUCUCAUUAAAAUCCAAAAAUCUUUUGCAUAAACGUACUGUAAAUACUUUUGUUAAUUUAAUAUGAAAGUCAAUGUUACGCAUUUCAUUUUUCUGUGAUGUAAAAUCAAACAAUGGAAAUUCCAGGUUGGAAUAUCAACAAUACACAGAAAAGAUAGAGUGCUAAUUACCAUAAAGAUGACAUAUUAAGCUGCAGACAGGCACAAUUUAAAGAAACUUACUCUUUAGCUUUUGGCCACAGCCUUCAUCAGAAAAAAAAGAUAACACACAUACAUACACUCCCCCCCCCCCCCCCUCUCUCUCUCUCUCUCUCAAGCAAGCACAGCUCACGCAAGCAUGACUGUCAUCUCCAGCAGCUCGGAGCUGGUUCAAGCUGCUGGAGAUGACAGUCAUAUGCGUGUGAGGUAUGCUUGCUUGUGUGAAUGAAUGUGUGUGUGUUUCUCUGUCUUUUCAGAUGAAGGCUGUGACCGAAAAAUAAUGUGUAAGUGUCUUUUAAUUAUGCCUAUCUGCAAUGUAAUGUGGCAUCUUUGUGGUAAAUAGCAAUCUAUUUUUCCUUACAUUGUUUCUGUAAUUUAAGGUUGAUUUCCUGAAGAACACAUAACUAAUGAAAUGUAGUGAUAAUUGAUUCUGAAUGAGCUGUUAUGCAUGAAUUCCAUUAUCCUACCUUUCUUUAUCAGUAUAAGGUUGGUACUUUCCUUUCUUUAUCAGUAUAAUGUUGGUGCUUUGAGGUUUAUAAUUCAAACAGCAACCAACCACAAGUAUGGUUUAAAAAGAUUCAUUUGAAUUAAACCAUGACUGGUUUUGUUUUUAUUAUGUAUCCAUCUUUCAGAUGGUUGUUACAGGAUUCCUUGCUUUCUUGCUUAAAUCCUUUUGACCUCUGUCAGAACAUGUUGAUGGGAGUCAAAAGAAUGACUUCUGUAGUAGAUAUUACCAAAUAGUGAAUAAAAAACUUCCUGUCUAUCUUACUGCAGCAAACUAAUAACAAACACAGAACAAGGCCCCAGCAAGAAAACAACAAAAUCUGUGACAACAUUGAAAAUGGAUUUGUAUGAAAUCCGAAACAGAUUGUGGUUUAAUUCAGAUAAAUCUUUUUAAACCGUACAUGUGGUUGGUUGCCAUUUCAGUUAUAAACCUCAUAUUAUUGCAGUCACAUUUCUCAAAAUGUCAAUUUUCAGUAAAAAAAAGUUGGUACUUACUGUAAUGCUCUAGAAUUUGUUGGUUUUAGAGUUUUCAAUAUUUAUUUAUAGUCAGGACAUUUGUACUUGUAUUCAUAUUUUCCACUUUCAUGUUUACCUUUCUUACAUAGAUUUCAUUUUCCAAAUAUGCCCUAUUGAAUUAGUCAGCCUUGCUUUAUAACAGUGGAUGGCACUCUAAUAUGAAUUACAUUUCAGCAUAAUAUAUUGCGACAUUUUCUUCUUCAUUUAUCUCCUGUCGCACACUGUUAUGAAAAUCUGAUAGCAUGAAUGGUUAUUUUGUUACUCAGUAUUUCAUUUAAGAUAAAGCAGAGUUCAUUGAACAUUAAUUAGCAAUUAAAAUAUUGUAAUCUAGUUAUAUGUUUCACAAAUUUUAUAAAAAUAUGCCUAUAUUGACACAAAUAUGCCAAAAUUAUAUCACUGUGUGUCAAGUAUGUGAAUAAAAUACUUGAAACUCAACAGGAGGGAGGAUCUAAAUAUUCAGUUUUAGUAAAUUCUAUCUACUCCAUUGUAACACCACAAAUUAUUUGUGUUAAUUUCUUGCUUAAGUUCUUUUGACCUCUGUCAUAACAUGUUGAUAGGGGUCAAAAGAACUAAAUAUCUAGUAAAUAUUACCAAAUAGUGAAUAAAAUCUUCCUGCUUGGAGGCAAACGGGUUCCCACAGCUAAACUAUCUUGUUUUAUUAUUCACUUUCUAUCAAAGUUCCAAUAUUGAACAUUUAUUAUCCUGGAAUCUAAAAACUGUGAUUGUUAAUAAUCAGAUAUGCUGUUUCUCUUAUCACAGAAGAUGUAAAAAGUCAUAGUUCUGUAACGAAUUUUCACUGUCAUUGUGAGUGACUGUAUUAUGCUUCAUUCUUCAGCAACAUUAAAGUAAUUAUCAGCAAA